This is a messenger RNA of Perca flavescens (yellow perch), 1984 nucleotides long. RefSeq names its product Fc receptor-like protein 5. The coding region runs from base 1081 to 1707 and encodes 208 amino acids. The transcript has 5 exons. The record is from RefSeq and is a predicted model, not a curated record. Gene Ontology annotation, biological process: cell surface receptor signaling pathway; immune response. NCBI's taxonomy places the organism in Eukaryota, Metazoa, Chordata, Actinopteri, Perciformes, Percidae. Gene Ontology annotation, molecular function: transmembrane signaling receptor activity. Gene Ontology annotation, cellular component: external side of plasma membrane.
UGGUUGAUUCUUGGUGUGUAGUUUCAUAGUGUGCAGCUACAGAGUCUAUUUUAGUCUAUUUCUGACCACAUUUCAGUGGUUAAACAGAGGCAAGGUGUUGCUGUGUUCACUUCCUCCCACACCUUGGGUAGCUGGGAGGAAGAUGCACCUACAAAGAGAUGGCUCAUUUGUUUCAAGAUUAUAAGAAGCUGCCUAGGCCAAGAUUUAAAUUGACUUGCACAUAAAUACACCUAAAGGAUUAUUAGGAACACCACACUACCUAUUCUUCUGAAAUAUUGGCCCAUAUUGAUAGGAUAGCAUCCCCCACACCAUUACACCCCCACCACAACCAGCCUGCCCAGUGGUAACAAGACAUGACGGAUCCAUGUUCUCAUUUAGUUUACGCCAAAUUCUGACUCUACCAUCUGAAUGUUUCAACAGAAUUCGAGACUCCUCAGACCAGGUAACGUUCUUCCAGUCUUCAACUGUCCAAUUUUGGUGAGCUUGUGCAAAUUUAAGCCUCAUGUUCCUAUUUUUAGUGGAGAUGAGUGGUACCCGGUGGGGUCUUCUGCUGGUGUAGCCCAUCCACCUCAAGGCUGUGCGUAUUGUGGCUUCAAAAAUGCUUUGCUGCAUACCUCGGUUGUAACAAGUGGUUAUUUGAGUCAAAGUUGAUCUUCUAUCAGCUGGAAUCAGCCGGCCCAUUCUCCUCUGACCUCUAGCAUCAACAAGGCACUUUUGCCCCCCAGGACCGCCCAUUCUGACAUUCAGUCUGGAGUUCAGGAGAUUGUCUAGACCUGGACCACACCCCUAAAUGCAUUGAAGCAGCUGCCAUGUGAUUGGUUGAUUAGAUAAUUGCAUUAACGAGAAAUUUAACAGGUGUAUGUUCUUCAGUUUAAAUUGGUACUUAUGCACACAAACCCUCAUACUCACCUUAUGCAGGAUGUGUACGUAUGAAUGCAUGAGAGUAUGCAUGCAUGUGCAACUGAAGUAUUCAACUUUGGCCGAGGCGGCUUCUCGUCAACCACACAUAGGAAGGAGGGGGGUUUACUUGAUGCGACUAUGAAGUGAACAAAGUGUAGACAUCAUUUGGCCAAAGACAGGAUGGAGGAAACAUCUCUGCUGCGGCUGCUUUUUCUGAUCUCACUGCUGAGCUGCCCAACAAACCAAGCCUCUCUGACUGUGAGUCCCAGCAGCUCUCAGAUGUUUGAAGGACAGUCUGUGUCUCUGAGCUGUGAGGAGGACGACAGCUCUGCUGGAUGGACUCUGAGGAGGAACACAUCCAGAGAAACCAGGACUCAGUGUGGAGUUGCCUGGGGAAAAACAGCUGGUUCCUUGUGUAAGAUCAGCUACGUGGCCCCAUGGUACAGUGGAGUUUACUGGUGUGAGUCCAGAGAGGGAGCAACCAGUAACAGCAUCACCAUCACUGUCACUGGUGGACCAGUGAUCCUGCAGAGUCCUGUCCUCCCUGUGAUGGAGGGAGAAGACCUCACUCUGACCUGUAAAACAAAGAUGUCCUCCAACCUCCCAGCUGGUUUCUAUAAAGAUGACUCCUUCAUCAGGACUGAGCCUGCAGGUCACAUGACCAUCCACCAUGUUUCCAGGUCUGAUGAAGGCCUCUACAAGUGUCUCAUCAGCAGUGUUGGAGAGUCUCCACCCAGCUGGGUCUCUGUCACAGGUGAGGAGGUUACCUUUGAUUUCAGGAGUUCAUUCAUCCAGAUAUUCACCUGACAGCUGAUUCUCUCUACAGGGAAACCAAAGACCUCAGGCCCAGCAACCUCUGCAGCCCCACCCUUGGCCUCAGACCCAGAAACAGGAAAUGACCUGCCUGUCUCCGUGGUGACGACCCCACCCACCCAGGCUGAGGAGGGACAGGAUGAUGUCAUCACUGCUGUCACCACGGUGCAUCACUUCUGAACUGAUCUGAAGAGAAGCUCCAACGUUCCAAGACCUUUUAGUUUAGAAGCGGGAGGACCCAGAACGCUUGUUUUAAUGUCAAGUUUUUUUA